Messenger RNA from Laccaria bicolor S238N-H82, 1440 nucleotides. RefSeq lists its product as uncharacterized. The record is from RefSeq and is a predicted model, not a curated record. Bases 1 to 1440 code for a protein of 479 amino acids. Lineage: Eukaryota; Fungi; Basidiomycota; Agaricomycetes; Agaricales; Hydnangiaceae. The transcript is spliced from 6 exons.
AUGGCGUCAAGCGAGCACGGGUUAUCGAUCAUGUCGUAUGAAUUAAAUCGCAUGGACUCUGCCACUCAACUUUCGUCGAACACGCCCAGUGAUCAACCAAACAUGUCUAGCUCGCACGGACACCGGAAUUAUGAUGAGAGAAUGGGCUAUUUCGAAAGCGGCUGUCCUGGGGAUGGUCGCUUUGGUAGAAUCGGCGAGAUGAUACACGUGCCUGCUCCUGGCUUGAACGAGAUAGAGAAUCCUGGUCGAUCUGGAAGAUAUCCAGAGUCCUCGCAGCGGACGUGUUUACAAGAAGAUCGCUCUGGAAACCCGAUGCCCGUUGGUGGCAUCUACUACAAUGAGGCAGGAGACGUCCAUGGGCAGGUUCUCAUUGCUAGUCCCUCAGACCACAUGCAUUUGACUGAUAGAAAUGGUUCUCGACACCCUUCCGACUUAUAUCCUCCCACUCUAGACAAUACCCCCUCUCCUACGUCGCGUAGCGCUCUGCCUUCGCUCGCGGAGCGAGUAGGUAAAGUUGCCCUCCCACAUGGCCAUGUACCAACUCACUCGUCCUAUCAACCGGACUCCAUGUCGUAUGGACCGUCGAUACUACCUCUUUCUGGUUCCAAAGUUUCGACAGGCAUCUCUAGUGGUCUGCCAAACUUAACCAUAUUUGAGGCUCAAUAUCAAGAAUCACAGCACGGUUCAGAAUUAUCACAGAUGGACUCGGGUGACCAUAUCACCACUACAAACCCCAGGCCUCAGAAUUUAGUUAUCGACAAUGUCUGCGGGUUGUCCCCCUCCACCUUGUCUUCCAUUCCCAUGAGUAAUAGCCCAGUCUGGUCGCAAUCGCAGCCUCUUGCUUCAAGCAAUGCCUUCGGUGCACAACCCUGUAACCCCAUUAUGGGAGCUUCUCUGAUAGGCAAUUCAUCUGCCAGCUCAAUUCCAGAGACAAGCAGGAAAGAAGAAGAAGAAGAAAUCCAAAAUGCAUGGCUGCGAGACCUGUGGGAAGUAUUUUCCACGCCAAUUCAUUUCGUUUUUCGUCCUAGACCAAGUGGUUUACGAACACAUAUGAACAUCCAUAGCAAUGCCAAACGUUGCACUCGCACAUUUGGGGUGCGCUCCAAUGCAAAGCGGCAUCUACGAACACACGGCAUCAAUCCAUCGGUACCACAGGAUGGGGACAUCCCUCCAUAUAUUGUGGACUUCAACACGCCUAUUGUCUCCAUCUCCCAAAACUUGGAACAUCACCAACCCAACAGUGGGACGCAACACCAAACGAUUCAGCCAUUCUUCAGGUUGCGAUGGGUUCCCCCAAGCCUGGCACACUGCACCAACGCCGCAUCACUUAAACCUGUGUCGCCUAAUGAUUCUUGCUCCGAAGAUGAGAAUGACAGCGAUCCAGAAAAUGCAGGACUUCAAAGUGGUGGUAGCUCAGCAGGCCAGCUUUCUAACGGCUAA